This is a messenger RNA of Plutella xylostella (diamondback moth), 718 nucleotides long. RefSeq lists its product as uncharacterized. NCBI's taxonomy places the organism in Eukaryota, Metazoa, Arthropoda, Insecta, Lepidoptera, Plutellidae. The record is from RefSeq and is a predicted model, not a curated record.
AUACCAAACACUUACCUGACGCAACGCACACAUUUACAACAGAUCUUUCAGGCGCUAUUGACAUCCACAUCCGGUCGCCAAACCUGCACCGGAAGUGGGGUUGGCAGUAUAAAUACAGUGGCCAGCUACCUCGGUCAGUACACUUCGUCAGAAGAAACUGAACCAAUAUGAACUCCUUGGUCACCUUGUCGUGUCUGUUGGCCGCGGUGGGUCUGUCCCACGGGAGCGCGCUGGGCUACGGGCUGGGAGACUACGGUCUGGGAGGCUACGGGCUGGGGUACGGGCUCGGCAAGUACGGGUAUGGAGGCUAUGGGCUCGGCUACAGCUCAGUGGUGGUCCCGGCAGCAAUCUCCUCCGCCAACCAGUGGAAGGCCGCCCCCAUCCCCGUGAUCAAGACCAUUGCCGCCCCCAUCAUCAGCGCCCCCAUCAUUAAGACUGUCGCGCCCCUCGACUAUGGAUACGGCUAUGGCCUCGGCGGAUACUACGGAGGCCUAGGCUACAAGAGCUUGGGAUACGGAUACGGCAAUGGCUACGGAUAUGGCAAAGGCUACGGAUACGGCUACGGACACUAAACAAGGAGACAAGGAUACAGCUAUAGCUAUAUUUUCUCUCUUCUAACUCGAUUCUAGAAGUACAGAGCGGUGCUUGGAUAUUGAUGAGCUAAAUUCUUCUUCUGCGAUUUGGAUGCACUAUUAAAAUCAUUUCUAUGCUUUUCUUA